AUGCUUUCUAGAAACGCAAGGGUCGCGAUCAGAAGAUCCAUGGCUACACAUGCCACAUCUCAAAAAUUCUCAUCAAUAAUACCAGAAUCCUUAAGAUCACGUACUCCACCAUACGCGAAAUUAUUAGCAAACCUAGCCAAAGUGAAGCAAUUAACAAACAAUGCUCCAUUAACAUUAGCUGAAAAAAUCCUAUAUUCACAUUUAUGUGACCCUGAAGAAUCAAUCACAUCACCAAACUUGGCAGAUUUGCGUGGUGCCAAAUAUUUAAAGCUAAACCCUGAUCGUGUCGCUAUGCAAGAUGCUUCAGCUCAAAUGGCAUUAUUACAAUUCAUGACCACAGGUCUACCACAAACCUCAGUCCCCGCAUCUAUCCAUUGUGAUCAUUUGAUCGUCGGUAAAGACGGUGAGGCUAAAGAUUUACCAUCCUCCAUUGAAAACAACAAAGAAGUCUUUGAUUUCUUGGAAAGUUGUGGUAAGAAAUACGGUAUCCAAUUUUGGGGCCCAGGUUCAGGUAUCAUUCAUCAAAUUGUAUUGGAAAACUUUUCUGCCCCUGGGUUAAUGAUGUUAGGUACUGAUUCUCAUACUCCUAAUGCAGGUGGGUUAGGUGCCAUCGCUAUCGGUGUCGGAGGUGCUGACGCUGUGGAUGCAUUGACUGCUACUCCAUGGGAAUUGAAAGCUCCAAAAAUUCUGGGUGUACAUUUAACUGGUAAGUUGAAUGGUUGGUCCGCUCCAAAGGAUGUUAUCACCAAAUUAGCAGGUAUGUUAACCGUGAGAGGUGGUACUGGGUACAUUGUAGAAUAUUUCGGUGAAGGUGUCAAGAAUUUAUCUUGUACUGGUAUGGCUACCAUUUGUAAUAUGGGUGCUGAAAUCGGUGCUACUACUUCCACUUUUCCAUAUCAAGAAGCUCAUAAACGUUACUUGAAUGCCACGGGAAGAGCUCCAGUUGCUCAAGCUGCUGACAUCGCGCUAAAUCAAUACGGAUUCUUGAAAGCUGAUCCAGAAGCUCAAUAUGAUAAAGUUAUUGAAUUAAAUCUUUCUGAGUUGGAACCUCAUGUUAAUGGUCCUUAUACUCCAGAUUUAUCUACACCAAUUUCAAAAUAUGCUGAAACAAGUUUGAAAGAAAAUUGGCCACAAAAGAUUUGUGUUGGUUUAAUUGGGUCUUGCACAAAUUCAUCAUAUCAAGAUAUGAGUCGUGUCGUUGAUUUAGUUACUCAAGCUGCUAAAGUUGGUUUGAAACCACGUAUACCAUUCUUUGUCACUCCAGGUUCUGAACAAAUUAGAGCUACUCUAGAGAGAGAUGGUAUCAUUAAGAUUUUCAAAGAUAAUGGUGCUAAAGUUUUGGCAAACGCUUGUGGUCCAUGUAUUGGUCAAUGGGAUAGAGAAGAUGUUCCAAAGGCAACUAAUGAAAUUAAUUCCAUUUUUACUUCAUAUAACAGAAAUUUUAGAGCAAGAAAUGAUGGUAAUAGAAAUACAAUGAACUUUUUGACUUCUCCAGAAAUUGUUACCGCUAUGAUUUAUUCAGGUAACGCUCAAUUUAAUCCAAUGACUGAUUCCAUUAAAUUAGAUAACGGUGAAUUGUUUAAAUUCCAACCUCCAACUGGUGAAGAAUUACCAUCAAAGGGAUUCGAACAUGGUAGAGAUGAAUUUUAUCCCGAAUUAGAACCAACUGCAAACGCAGAUGUUGAAGUUAAAGUCUCUCCAAUCUCUGAUCGUUUACAAUUGUUAGCUCCUUUUAAACCUUGGAAUGGUAAAGAAUUGAAGACUAACGUUCUAUUAAAAGUCGAAGGAAAAUGUACCACUGAUCAUAUCUCUGCCGCUGGUGUUUGGUUGAAAUAUAAAGGUCAUUUAGAAAAUAUCUCUUACAAUACUUUAAUUGGCGCUCAAAACAAAGAAACUGGUGAAGUUAACAGAGCUUAUGAUAUUGAUGGUAAGGGUUAUGAUAUCCCGGAAUUAAUGAUUAAAUGGAAAAACGAAGGUAAACCAUGGACUGUCAUUGCUGAACAUAAUUACGGUGAAGGUUCUGCUAGAGAACAUGCUGCUUUAUCUCCAAGAUUCCUAGGUGGUGAAAUCAUUCUUGUUAAAUCAUUUGCUAGAAUCCAUGAAACUAAUUUGAAGAAACAAGGUAUGUUACCUCUAACUUUUGCUAAUGAAGCUGAUUACGAUAAAGUUACUGCUGGGGAUGUCUUGGAAACUGUAGGUUUAAUUGACUUAGUCGCUAAAGAUGGUAACAAUGGAGGUUUCUUAGACGUUAAAGUCACUAAACCAUCAGGUGAAUCAUUCAUAAUUAAGACUAAACAUACUAUGUCUAAGGAUCAAAUUAAUUUCUUUAAAGCUGGUUCUGCUAUCAACUAUAUCGGUAGUAUACGAAGAGCUGAAAAGGCUGCUACUAAAUAA
Molecule: messenger RNA, 2394 nt
Organism: Naumovozyma dairenensis CBS 421
Lineage: Eukaryota; Fungi; Ascomycota; Saccharomycetes; Saccharomycetales; Saccharomycetaceae
Gene: ACO2
Product: aconitate hydratase ACO2
Exons: 1
Coding region: 1-2394 (797 amino acids)
Biological process (GO): tricarboxylic acid cycle
Cellular component (GO): cytosol; mitochondrion
Molecular function (GO): aconitate hydratase activity; 4 iron, 4 sulfur cluster binding
Source: RefSeq, a predicted model, not a curated record